Molecule: messenger RNA, 1630 nt
Organism: Ricinus communis (castor bean)
Lineage: Eukaryota; Viridiplantae; Streptophyta; Magnoliopsida; Malpighiales; Euphorbiaceae
Product: phosphoribosylaminoimidazole-succinocarboxamide synthase, chloroplastic
Exons: 12
Coding region: 147-1346 (399 amino acids)
Biological process (GO): 'de novo' IMP biosynthetic process
Cellular component (GO): cytoplasm; chloroplast stroma
Molecular function (GO): phosphoribosylaminoimidazolesuccinocarboxamide synthase activity
Source: RefSeq, a predicted model, not a curated record
CUCGAUAAUUGGCAAUUAGUAAAUUAGAAUCUAUAUAUAUACCAUCAGUGCCAAUAUCUUUUUAAAUCCGGGUCAUACCCAACUACCUGACAAAUUAAAUUCAAAUACUUUGAGAAGCCGACAGGGUUUUCCACAAAGUAGUGAAGAUGUCUCAGUGUAUGAACGCCUUAAACCCUCCAAAAACCCCCAUCAAGAACACUAAUUUUUCAAUUCCCACUUCGAAUUUCCCCUCAUUUUCUUAUUUUGAACCAAAACCCAUAUCUAAAUUAAAGAGAUACCCGAGGAUUUGUGUAAUGGCAACGCAGAAUCAACAAAAGUUGUCACUUGAUUCUUUAAUCUAUAGUAGCCGCAAAGACGAGGUCUUUGGUGCUAUUAAAGGUUCUUUAUCUAAUUGUCUAUCUGAAACUAAUCUUCAUUUGACUGUUCCUGGUCUCAAAUCCAAAACCAGAGGCAAGGUGAGAGAUAUAUAUGAUGGUGGGGAUUAUCUUGUUCUGGUCACAACUGAUCGGCAGAGUGCAUUUGAUAGAAUUCUUGCUUCAAUUCCCUUCAAAGGGCAGGUUCUAAACGAGACUAGUCUGUGGUGGUUCGACCAAACACAACAUCUUACUCAAAAUGCAGUUGUUUCAGCUCCUGAUAAAAAUGUUACAAUUGCAAAGAAAUGUUCAGUUUUUCCUGUUGAAUUUGUUGUUAGAGGGUAUGUGACGGGAAGUACUGAUACAUCACUAUGGACUGUCUAUAAAAAAGGAGUCCGAAAUUACUGUGGCAAUGCCCUUCCAGAUGGCUUGGUAAAAAACCAAAAGCUGGCCACAAAUAUACUCACUCCAACAACCAAGGCUGCAGAUCAUGAUGUUCCUGUAACUCCAAGCGAGAUAAUUGAGCGUGGGCUAAUGACUAGAGCUGAUUAUGAUGAGGCGAGUAGGAAAGCACUGAAAUUAUUUGAGUAUGGGCAGCGUGUAGCUUUAGAGCAUGGUUUGGUAUUAGUCGACACAAAAUAUGAAUUUGGAAAGGGCGCUGAUGGUUCAGUUCUACUGAUUGAUGAGGUGCAUACACCUGACUCAAGCAGAUAUUGGAUUGGACAUUCUUAUGAAGAACGUUUUCAGAAGGGUCUUGAACCUGAAAAUAUUGAUAAGGAGUUCUUGAGGUUGUGGUUCAAGGAUCACUGUAAUCCAUAUGAAGAUGAGGUCCUUCCUGAUGCUCCUGAAGAACUUGUUUGUGAGCUAGCAUGGAGAUAUAUUUUCUUGUACGAGACAAUAACCAAAUCAGAAUUUGAGUUGCCAUCGACAAAGGAACCAAUACAUGACAGGAUCUCAAGAAAUGUUGAACUAGCGUUAUCAUCCUUAAUUUGAUUCUAAAGUUCAAUUCUCAUACUUCUCUGAUUGUUGAGACAUGUCCAACAGGAUUUUGGUCUCGAACUUUGCUAAUAGUUGGUUAUGAGGCUUCUAUAACCAGAGGCAUUUGGUUUAUGAUUGAGGUGUGCACAAGAAGCCAAAUAAUUCUGGUUCAACUGGCAUAUAUAACAAAUAAUGAACUUGCCUGUUUAUGCUAAUAGUCACAGUUCAUUUUCGUCAAAAAAUGAAUUAAUGUUGCUGUUGCAGUUAAUUGAAUGAAUUUAUUCAUGUUUGCUAUCCAA